CGGAACAAGCAGUAGGAAAAAGCAAAGGAAUGGUGAAGUUUGAAGAAGAUCGAGAAAGGACGUGAAGUCGAAAUAAUUGUUUCACAAGAUUGAGUAGGCGGAGAGCUCAGCGUGUUGUGAUUGGACAGCUUCUAACAUUUAACUUUUAGUUUACUUCGUCGUGGCUGAGUAAGAGGGAACGAAGCACUCAGGAACAGGCUUUCAUUACCCUUAUUGUCCCUUGUAGAAAUUGCGGUUGUUUCUAUUUGAACUACUGCGGACAGCAGCCAAUUUCUUGGGCCGUAGCGCCUAGUAGUAGCCCACCUUGGAUUUACUAAAUGCCUGUGAUCUGGCUUGGUAAAAGAAGGAAAUAGAGAUGUCGUUCAAUGAGGUGCGCUACUCUCGGCUGGAAAGCACCGACGCUGAGACGAACGACCCUGAAUUACCUCCGAACAUUCGUCCUUUGAAGUCAGGGGAUAGUCGAUGGCGUCACAUAAACGAUUUGGACCGCUACUUCUCAUCGGUCUAUCGGUUCUGGGAAGGCAAAGGCUUCAUGUGCUAUUGCUUGGAGGAGAUCCUUGGCAUAGUUCAAUUCCUGUUCGUGAUAUUUUUGGCAACGGUGCUCGUGACUGGGGUUAAAUUUAGAGCUCUGAUGGAAAUGUCGCCAACACGUGUUCGUCUGGAGGAGUUUCUAGAACACUACUUCACAGCGCAUAAUGCCAGCUUUAUCAAUUCAACCAGCACCACACAUCACACAGCCCAUCUUGCCCAUGAUGCCUAUGUCAAUGUUGAUAGUGACCACGAUGUGGACGUCUGGAAUAUCAUUUCACUUGAAGACUUCUUUGCAGGCAGGUCGAGCUGGGUGUGGUAUGCCUACCUACUCUUUGCUUCAAUCUUUCUGGUUCAACGUGUUAUCCGUGCGGUUGUCUGCAUACACGAGAUGUGGGGAAUAAGGCGGUUCUACAAUGACGUUCUCAAUAUCAAUCCGUCUCAGUUGGAGAACUACACUUGGGAGCAAGUUGUGAGGGCAAUUAUCAAAGCUCAGGAAGUCCACCACAUCUCUGUGCAGAGUGACCGGGUGACAGAGCUGGAUAUUCAUAAUCGAAUUCUGCGCUUCAAGAACUACACGAUUGCGUUGGUCUCCAAGAAUGUACUCCCGGUUGAGUUCCAUGUGCCGUGUAUGGGAACAAGGAUGUACUUUACAGAGGAGUUGAAAUACCUCUAUGAAAUGAUUCUCUUUUGGGGUCCGGGUGCACCGUUUGCAGACAGCUCCAAUUUGAAGAGCAGAUUUCACUCAACGCCGGCACGCACACUAGCUGCAACGAUGAGGAACACGAUUGCAUUGUAUGCCGUGAUCACAAUGGUCUUGUCACCGCUGAUCUUCAUGUGGCAGUUGUGCCACACUAUGUCCAUGUUGGGAGAGACUAUUCAACAAAAAGCUGGAGCGUUUAGUCUGCGCAGCUGGUCACCAUAUGCAAGGCAGAAGCUGCGUUUGUACAAUGAACCCGAACACCGGUUUACGCAAAGAUUGGCUAAAGCCUAUGAUCCAGCCACCAAGUACAUCAACCUAUUCAUAUCGCCCGUGAUCAAAGUUAUUGCGCGGCCCGUCAAGUUCAUCAGUGGCGUUCUGUUUGCCCUGCUUAUUGUGUUGGGAGUGAUGGAAUCCCAGAUGCUUGCACCUCGUGUGGCGUUGGCUGUUUUCGUGCUGGGCAUCAUCGUCGGCAUGGCACGUAUGCUUAGCCCUCAUGACGAUGGUUCGUGCCCUGAAGAAUUGCUUGAGGAGGUUUUCCGUGGCACGUUUCAAGGACCAAUUCCCAACUGGCGUGGAAAUGCACACACGAUCCCGGUGAUGGAAGCAGUCGGCCUCCUAUUCCCAUACCGUGUGGCGUUCUGCGUGGAGCAGCUGCUGAGUCCUAUUUUGACGCCACUCAUACUCUUCUUCUACCUAAGACCGCGCUCUGAGGAAAUCAUCAACUUCUUCCAAAAGUUUACCAUCCGAGUUCACGGUGUUGGAGAUAUCUGCUCAUUUGCUGCGCUUGCAACGAGAGCACCCACAGCUGGUGGCAGCAAGAAGUUUGGCCCUCCGUCAGGUCCUGGUGGUGCUGGUGGUGAAUCUGAUUCUGCCAUGGCUACCGAAGAUAAUUCGUUUGUUGCAGGUGCUGCCAGUCAUGGAGAUAGCUACAAGGAGAAGCUGUCAUUGCUCCAUUUCUCUUUGAGCAAUCCGUCUUGGAUUCCACCAAGAGGGGCGAUGGAUUUCUUGGAGUCCUUGAAGGAAAGUGCCGGUGAGGAUCUCAUGCGUGAGAGCCAAUCAACAAUCUCUCCAGGAUCCCCUCCACAUCCUGAUCCUGAAUCAACUCUCAGGUCAUCUGUCAGGUCAUCUGGCCUUACUCCCGGUGGCAGUGUCUAUGCUAGCUUAUAUCCAGACCUCAGCCUGGCAACUACCGGUACUGGCUCGUCAGUGGCACGUGAUGCUGCAUACACCUAUCAGCGUCUAUCUUUGGCCACGUCAAUGCUGGCCAGCCAGUCAACAACGGAGCAGGCUGUAGAGCCACGCUCUGCUUGGUCCCCCACACGUCAUCCAGCUGCGUCAACGUUGACAUCAUCUAGAGAUGUAUUGCCGAAACAUCCCCCUUCGUUUGAGAAACAGAUAGCUACGGAUAUGGGCCAUGCUGCCAACUAUCUGCAUACAUAUGCCUCACGUCGUGAAUUUGAACGCCGUCAACAGUGCCUGCAGCCUUUACUGCAACCGGGUCUCCAGCAGCUAGGCACUCUGGAGGAGCCUGCUCUGGCCCCGGAGUGUGCAAGAUCUCCAAGUGUACAUGUAGGUGGUUACAUGCCCCCUGCCAAUAUUCCAUCUCCACAAGGCACGCAGAUGCGAGUUUUGGGUCAGCAACAGCAGCAGCAACAAGAACAGCUUGGAUUACAAAUUGUGUCACAUCAACCCACCACCCCUCAGCAAGGAGCUCAGCAGCAGCACCCGCAAACCAUGUCUGACAAUGAGGAAGAUCAGGAUAAACUGAAAACGUCUCGUGUAUAGUGUUGUGAAUGUCAUUCUGUUGCGAGUGUCAGUCUGUUUGUGAGUACUGUAUCAGUCUUUUGUGUCAGUCUGCUGUGUUUGUCUGUUGUGAGUCAUUAUGGUGUGUACAUAAGGAGCCGUCCAAGGUUACCAAUAAUAUUUUCAAAACGAAA
This is a messenger RNA of Sycon ciliatum, 3168 nucleotides long. RefSeq names its product autophagy-related protein 9A-like. Gene Ontology annotation, cellular component: phagophore assembly site; autophagosome. The transcript is spliced from 22 exons. The record is from RefSeq and is a predicted model, not a curated record. Lineage: Eukaryota; Metazoa; Porifera; Calcarea; Leucosolenida; Sycettidae. Gene Ontology annotation, biological process: nucleophagy; autophagy of mitochondrion; protein localization to phagophore assembly site. The coding region runs from base 356 to 3016 and encodes 886 amino acids.